Messenger RNA from Microtus oregoni (creeping vole), 1726 nucleotides. Its product is annotated as protein POF1B-like. The record is from RefSeq and is a predicted model, not a curated record. The transcript has 14 exons. Gene Ontology annotation, molecular function: actin filament binding. Gene Ontology annotation, biological process: actin filament organization; bicellular tight junction assembly; epithelial cell morphogenesis. Bases 107 to 1726 code for a protein of 539 amino acids. NCBI's taxonomy places the organism in Eukaryota, Metazoa, Chordata, Mammalia, Rodentia, Cricetidae. Gene Ontology annotation, cellular component: adherens junction; bicellular tight junction; actin filament.
UUCAUUUGAGCUCAAAUCCUGUACUGUCUACUCUGCAGCUGCCAGACCUGCUCCUGCUGCUGCUCAGGGAGAGCACCCGGGGAAACCAUUUCUGACCACUGAGAAGAUGAUGAGCUCAAGCUAUUGGAGUGAGAGCAGCAGCGGCAGCUGUGGGACCCAGCAGCCCACAGAGGUACUGCAGUACCAGCCUCAGCAUUACCACUGUUACCAUCAGUCAAGUCAAGGCCAGCAGCCUCCAGAAAAAAGUGUCGUGUAUGAGCGAGUGAGGACCUACAGUGGGCCCAUGAACAAGGUGGUGCAGGCCUUGGACACCCUCGGCUCACAGGAAGUGCUCUCCCCCCUCAAAACUGCCUCCUCCUACCAAAAUUUGGUUUGGAGUGACCAUUCUCAGGAGCUCCAUUCUCCAACUCUGAAAAUCUCUACUUGCGCGCCAAGCACUCUACAUAUAACACAAAAUGCCGAACAGGAACUUCAUUCUCCAACAGUGAAAGUUACUACGUAUCCACAAACUACCAUUAGGAGAUACAUAGUACAAAAACCUGAACAGGAACCAUUGUCUCCUUUCCUAAGAGGUGGCCACUUCUUCCCAGGAAACAAUGUAAUUUAUGAAAAAACAAUUAGAAAAGUGGAAAAUCUAAAUACAGAUCAGGAAUGUUGUCCUCAAAUUCAAUGCCAUCAUCAUGUCAUUCAGCAACCCCAGAUCAUCCACUCUCCGCAUUGUCAACAGUCCCAUUCUAGCCAUCAAAUCCAAUGCAUAACAGAAAAUGACUCAAAUAUUGGGCAUGAACUCUGCCAUGGUGGCUCAAGCCAGCUACAUGAGCAGGUGAUAAUUCAGGAUGAUGGCCCUGAAAAAUUGGAUCCCAAAUAUUUUGGAGAGUUGCUUGCUGACCUAAGCCGCAAGAAUACAGACCUAUAUCACUGCUUAUUAGAACAUUUGGAGAGGAUUGGAGGAAGCAAACAAGACUUUGAGUCUGCAGAUGCAUCAGAAGACAUUGAGUCAUUGAUUCCUAAAGGACUGUCAGAGUUUACAAAACAGCAAAUUCGUUAUAUUCUGCAGAUGAGGGGUAUGUCUGAUAAGUCACUGAGACUAGUGUUGUCCACAUUUAGCAACAUACGGGAAGAACUUGGACAUCUUCAAAAUGACUUGACAUCUCUGGAAAAUGACAAGAUAAGACUUGAGAAGGACUUGGCAUUCAAAGAAAAUCAAAUAAAAGAGUAUGAAGAACUCUUGGCAUCGGUGAGAGCAAAUAAUCGCCAACAGCAACAAGGACUUCAAGACUCAAGCUCAAAAUGUCAGACAUUGGAAGAAAAUAACCUUUCUCUUCGACAUACACUAUCAGACAUGGAAUACAGACUAAAAGAACUAGAGUAUUGUAAACGUAAUUUAGAGCAAGAGAAUAAAAACCUUAGAAUACAGGUCUCUGAGACUUGCACAGGCCCAAUACUACAGGCUAAAAUGGAUGAGAUUGGCAACCAUUAUAUGGAGAUGGUAAAAAACUUAAGAAUUGAGAAAGACAGAGAAAUCAGCAAGCUAAGGUCUCAAUUAAACCAGUACCAAAAAGAUGUUUCCAAAAGAGAAGGAAGUUGCAGUGACAUCCAAUUCAAGCUUCAUGAACUAACAAGCUUGCUAGAAGAAAAGGAUUCUCUUAUAAAGCGUCAAUCAGAUGUAAGAAGAAGAGGAAAAUACAUGGUGGAGAAGAAUGGUAUAAUAGGUUCUGUAGAAUAA